Molecule: messenger RNA, 783 nt
Organism: Eutrema salsugineum
Lineage: Eukaryota; Viridiplantae; Streptophyta; Magnoliopsida; Brassicales; Brassicaceae
Product: putative F-box protein PP2-B2
Exons: 5
Coding region: 1-783 (260 amino acids)
Molecular function (GO): protein binding
Source: RefSeq, a predicted model, not a curated record
AUGGGGCAAAAACAUGGCGUUGAAUCUAGUGGCCAAUUAAGCCAAGGAGAGAUCGUGUCCGGGACUUCACCGUUCGAUGACUUGCCGGAGGAUUGCAUUUCUAACAUAAUCUCCUUGACAAGUCCACGAGACGCAUGCGUCGCUGCUUCGGUUUCCAAAACAUUUGAAUCGGCGGUCAAGUCCGAUACCGUAUGGAAGAAGUUUCUUCCACCGGAUUACUAUUCCUCUCUGGUUCCUCAGUUGCGUGAUCUCUCAUCGAAGAAGGAUCUCUAUUUCGCAUUAUGCGACAAUCCUGUUCUCUUCGACCAUGGCAAAAAGAGUUUCUGGUUAGAGAAAGCGAGUGGGAAAAGGUGUAUCAUGUUAUCUCCAACGCAACUUGCCAUCACAUAUGUAUAUGAUCCUCGGUUUUGCCAGUGGAUAUCAACUCCUGAAUCUAGGUUUUUCAAAGUACCAGAGCUUCUCAUCGAAUGCUCUUUUGAUAUCCGCGGCGGGAUGCAUACUCAUUACCUAUCUCCUAAAACUCUUUACUCGGCUUACAUUGUGUUCAAGACUAAGAAUGGAUGUCCUGGCCGGCUCUGUGUGCCAGUAAGGGUUGAAGUUGGAUUGGUUGGAGUGAUUGGACAAAGCUCUCCUCGAAGUUUUAUAUACUUUGUCGGGCCUAGUGGUCAAAGGAGAGACAGAGAAGUGAGAGACGUGACAAAACCAAAGGAGAGGGUAGAUGGGUGGAUGGAAGCUAAGCUUGGUGAAGUCUUCAAUGAAUCAAGUUGUGAUGAUAUUUUCUAA